Messenger RNA from Pangasianodon hypophthalmus (striped catfish), 3941 nucleotides. RefSeq names its product cyclin Q (gene ccnq). The record is from RefSeq and is a predicted model, not a curated record. Gene Ontology annotation, molecular function: cyclin-dependent protein serine/threonine kinase regulator activity. Bases 302 to 1045 code for a protein of 247 amino acids. Gene Ontology annotation, biological process: regulation of transcription by RNA polymerase II. Gene Ontology annotation, cellular component: nucleus. The transcript is spliced from 5 exons. Lineage: Eukaryota; Metazoa; Chordata; Actinopteri; Siluriformes; Pangasiidae.
CCUGGCAACCCAGAAAUUUUCUCCUACGUAGGGGAGGGUUUCUGACUUGAUACUAUCAGUAAUAGUAAUUUAAGAAACCGGUGUUUUUGCUCAGUAGCUACUGCAUUUUCUUGUGGUUAAAGUUGAUGGGAUAUCAUAUCUUCCUGCCCAUACUAAGAGCUCAGGACUUCUGAUUAACCACUACUCAAGCUAGCAAGCUCCAUCAGCUUCCCUCAGACUUCCAUCCAGACGAAUAAUGUAGUUAGUGAAAUAAACGUGCUCCUUUGUCCUGUAUAGAUCCAGGUUCUGUGUCCAGCUAGUCAUGCAAGCGUCCCGCUCUGCACACGUGGCCGGCAUGGAGAAUAACAGUACAGCUGCAGGAGACUCCAGUAAUGAAACCAAAACACACUUCCGGGUGUGUCGCUUCAUCAUCGAGACGGGAGUGAAGUUGGGUAUGCGGUCUGUUCCUGUAGCCACCGCAUGUUCACUCUACCACAAGUUCUUCCAGACUGCCAGUUUACAGGUCUACGAGCCAUACUUAGUGGCCAUGUCCUGCAUUUACCUUUCGGGCAAAGUUGAAGAACAGCAUCUCAGGACAAGAGACAUUAUCAAUGUCUGUCACAGAUAUUUCCGCCCAGGAAGUGAUCCACUGGAGCUGGAUGAGAAGUUCUGGGAGCUGCGAGAUAGUGUGGUACAGUGUGAACUCCUCAUUCUCAGACAGCUCAACUUCCAUGUGUCUUUUGAGCAUCCUCAUAAGUACCUUCUGCACUACCUACUGUCCGUGCGGAGUUUGCUGAACCGUCACGCUUGGGCUCGGACCCCCAUUGCUGAAACAGCCUGGGCCCUGCUCAAAGACAGUUACCAUGGACCGGUGUGUGUGCGCCAUCAGCCUCAGCACCUCGCACUAACAGCAGUCUACCUUGCUCUGCACACUUACGGAGUCCAGGUACCUGCAGGAGAAAGGGAGUGGUGGCAGGUUCUGUGUGAGGACAUUACCAAAGCCCAGAUUGAGGCCAUAAUGACUGAACUGCUGCAGCUCUAUGACAUGGAAGCCAAAUGUACCUGAGAGGGAACAGAUUGUGAAACAGGCCAUGUAAAGCAGACUACAGCAUAGUCUAGAGUCCUUUUUUUCCCAGAACCAUCCCAUCACCACCUCCCCUGAGACCAGAGAAAGUCUGGAUCAUGGACCAAAUUCCAGAAAUAGUUUUUUCCUUGAUUAUUUGGUGAUCUGAAAUUAUACAGCUGGAUUUUUUCACAGCUAAGGAAGUUGUCAAAGUGCCAAUGCCCACACUAAUAUGAGGUAGGGUAAUGAGGACUGAGAGUGUGAGUCACCAGGUGACAGUCAGAAAAACAGGCUUUGGCCACAGCACAUCAAUCAGUUUCCAAGCUCAUGCCCUACUUUCUUUUCCUCCCUUGUUCCAGUUUCUCUGGGAAGGGAAGAGAGAGUGUGAGAAAAAAGGGGAAAGUGUGAGGGGGAAAAAAGAAUUAAAGAAGAAAUCUAACUAUCCUAGGAGCUAGUCUUUACUGGAGGUAAAGCAACCAAAUCUGGGGCACUGCUUUGAUAUGCUAUAAUUUAAUUACACACUUUCUCUGCCAUUAAAACCUAUCCCUAUGGUUCCCUGAAGUUAUAUUACAGUAUAUUAUAUGACACUGUAAAUUGUGAUUGAGUAAGACAAUUGUGAUUUGAGUUUUGUUCACUCAACUGUUAAGGUAUUUUAAAAACAAAAUGUUAUAAAAGUGGAAAAAUCCAUACCUUUUUGGUUACUUUGGUACGUGUCUCUUUUUCGUGACUCUGAUAUAGUAUUAGUGUCACAUGCACCAUUUCACUCGAGAGCUUUUACUGUGCUAUCAGGUUAUUACAGCAUGCACAAGCAUGCUUGUCCCACAUCAGAGGAAAAAUAAAUGAAGCGAAAGCCAAACUGGGUAAUAAGUUAGUAUUGAAUGAAAUCAGUACAUUUUAAUGUGUAUUAUCAUUCUUAAAGCUGUUGAAACAUGAUGGAGAAAAUUAAAACCUUAUCCUCUUAAUAAUUUUGCAUUAAUCAAACAGAAGUUACAUUUAAGUGGCUAAUAAAGGUACUAUAUUUGUUCUGAUAUUAUAAUCCUUUUAAAUGAGUUGAAACAUUCCCCAUCUCUCUGCAGGCAGGCCCUAAUGCUAGGCGCUAUGAAUUAUGAAGAGGGUACAUGUGCAGCCGGAAUCUCUCCCAUAAAUAAAACAUCAGCAUGGCUCUUGCUAUGGCAUAUAGUGCUUGGAAUAGGAAGGAUGGGAUUGAUUGAGACUAUACCCCUAGCCUGUUUCCUGUUCUUCUGCCUGCAUGCCUUUAUUCCUCAAUUUUCUGGCAUAUAAUCACUGUCCUCUAUUUUUGUCCGCAUUGUAUGCAGUCAAACGCAAUCACUUCUCCCCCUUGUAACUGUAUCUGGUCCGUGCUUCCUUUUGCCUCCUGGGGUCUUUUUCUCUCCAACUCCUUUUUUUUUUCCUACUGUGGGCGCUGUUGCUCUGACUCUCUCAGCCUUUCAGUCCAUCUUACAUUCUAAAUCCUUCCGCCACUUUUCCUGCCUCUCAGGUUUUCUUCCAAUUCCAUCCCAUUUAACCUCUGUACAGCUCUCUUCUCUCCUUUGCUCUCUCUCUUUCUCUCUCUCUCUCUUUAAUAAUUAUAAAUAAGGACACUUUGAACAUAUUGAAAAGGAUUACAAAUACUUGGCUAUUCCCAACCCUCUAUUAGAUCUAUAAGAAGUGUCCCCUUUUCCAGAGCAUGUUCCCUGGAAAAAUGUAUGCUUAAAAGAGAAAAGAGAUGCAUUGUGCAUACAGCAGUAAGGUCAAAGCAUUGUUCUUCAGGAACAAUGGGUCAUUUACUCUUCAAACACAUGGCCAGUCUAUCACCAUGAAAGAUGCAACAUGCACGAUGAUGGGAAGUAGGGAAUUGAUAUGUAAUGUGUGCCAGUGCGGCACAGGCUGUCUGCUCAGGCUUCAGUGGAGGCCUUCUAAAGCCUGCACUGCCUGCUGAGCUAAUGCACAGCUGCUCCCUGAGGAAGUGGCAUCUCCUUUCCAAGCCCUCAACUCUGAAUUAUAAAUACCCAAUUCAGCAGAAACUUUACUCCACCACACAGGCCACACCUCACAAAUGUGUCUGAGGCAAGGUUGUGGUGGAAGAUGGCCUCUGUGUAUGUGUAUGCAGAGCAGGGAGGUUCAUAGGACUGAAGUGUAGGCUGCCACUACUGGAUGGCACACUGGUAAAUGCAGUGGUUUGUAUGAGUAGAGCAGUUGUAGUUAACUCUGUGCUUAGCCUGGCAAUACUAACAAUUUUAGAAACAGAAAUUUUAGAAAAUAUAAAAUUAACUAUAACAGGGAGACCUCAGAUCUUGCACUUUUUGUGUGUUUGUGUUUUUGCUGUGAUCCAUUUAAGAACAUUUGCACAACUGCUUUAUAGGUAUGUGUCUUUGUAUUUGCACAUUUGUAUACAAUUCCUACAGGACACUCUUAAGCAGAUAAAAGCUUCUUCUUGGCCCAAAAGCCCUCCUGCAUUAGACCUAUCAAAUUUGAACCCUGUGGGCGUAUGAAUUUACAUAUUUUUAAAUUGCUUUGGGACAGCUAUUCUCGUGGCAGACAGCCUGACGAGAGGGCAGAUGUGCAUGUUCUGGUGUGAGCCAGUUCAAAUACUACAUGAAAAACUACUUUUUACUACACGUUACAGAAACAUAGAUGUUCUUUUUAAGUAGAUUUUCUUUUAAGUAGGCUGUGUGGUUAAGUACACUCAGUUUCCCUGGGAAUUCCGGCAUAAAACUAACAUUUAAUUUGAUAUCUGUCAUGUCAUGUUGCGUAGCGCAGUAUUGUUAGAUAUAUAUUACCAAAGCCCAGAACCUGUAGAUAGAUGUUUUUGUACUUUUCCAUGUUUUGUAAACUACUUUUUACUUUUCUCGAGUAUAAAGUUUUUUUCUCCAAUAAAUGUCUCCAGACACCCCCCUUA